GUGCAAUGAACACAGUCCGCCCACUGGCGCUCCGAGCUGUCAUUCCAUCUUAGCCCCGCCCCUUCCCUCCGUGAGAAGCUUCCGGUUACAGUGAGUGGGGAAGGAGCCAUUCAGAGCGGAGGGGGAAUAUUCUGAUGCAGCUUCUUCUUCCUGCCCCGGGCAGACAGGCGAUUGCUGACGAUGCCGAGUUGCAUAGUAAAAGGCUGCAUUCACAAGAGCGGCCAGAAGGCGUUACACCCGGAUGUGGUCAUGCACCCCUUCCCGCACAAUCGGGAGCAGAUCAAGAACUGGGUGCUGCAGACCGGUCAGUACACUGAGGAUCUCGAGACCAUGACUGACAGAAUCGUCAAGGGCCUAAAACAUUCCAGUUUCCGAAUGUGCUCGAAACACUUUACAGAAAACUGUUACAUGAUGAAAAACACCAAAAAGGUCCUGAAACCGAACGCCGUGCCGACUAUAUUUCCCACGAUCCCGAGGCCGACGGUAAUCACCGCCCAACCUUUACCCGUACUGUUACCCCCUGCCAAACGGCAACGGGUAGACAACAACCACGAAGAACAACAACCGUCGACUUCGACGACCAUCGUACGGAUAGUGUCCCGACUUGCGACCGUUUCGACGCAAACAAAAGCGAGAAUGUUCGCUAAUUACAACGUGGAAACGAUGGAUAUUUAUAAGAACGUCGGGAUACAGAAUACGGUGGUUAUGAAGGACAUGUCCACGCAAACGCACGACGUGGCACCUACAGACGUUCCCAGCACCACCAAGGACCGCCCAUAUCCGGUGUUCUACCCCGUUCUAGUCAAACCCGAAUCCAUGCCAGGCAUGAAUAAAAUAACUUCGAUUUUACAAUCCCCUUCUGUUGCCAUUCAGUUUGUUCCGCCAACCAGAUCCGCCCUUAUGGGAAAUGGUGAAAGAUCCUCGGUCGAAGAUCGAAGAGACGAGGCGACUUUUAAAAUUCAAGAACGGGCUGGAAGUCGAGAUGAGGGAACGACGACGGGGAACGGCGAUUAUAUCAAGCAGAGAAAGUUCAUCGUAUACGAAGACCAACUGGAUCUACUACUGCGUCUUGUUCGUUGCCAGCAUAGGUCGGAUCCUCCCUGCCAAGCCCCCAUUACACGUAUUAAAAAGCGCACCGACGGCAGUCUCUUAAACAUACAACUCUGCUGUCUCAACGGACACGACUCUCUCCUGUGGAAUUCUCAACCCACGUCGGGAGAGUUCUCGAUCGGAAACGUUGCUCUCGCCAAUUCGAUGGUUCUGGUGGGAUCGACCUAUCAAAGGAUGAAAGAGUUUUUUCAGCUUAUGAACAUUCCAUUGUUUUCUCGUGCCGCGUUUUACAAAUACCAAAAAGAGUUCAUCUUCUCGGCCAUAGACAUUCAGUGGAAAAAAGAACGCGCGGAGAUCAAACAAUCAUUGGCCGGGAAAGCCGUGGCGUUAGCUGGCGACGGGCAGUUCGACCGCCCCAGUCACAGCGCUACGUAUUGCACGUAUUCCAUGAUGGAGCUGAUGUCCAAAAAGAUUAUCGAUUUCAAAAUUCGACGUGUCGGACCUGGAAAAAAGUCCGAUGGAAUGGAAAUCUCGUUACAUUCGUGCCUGAAAAGUCUAAAGGACGAAAAGAUAAACGUCAGAAUCGUGGCGACCGACAGACACGACGGGAUAAAGAAACUGAUGCGUACGAAGUUCGAGGGCGUCGACCACCAGUUCGACGUCCGGCACAUUUGCAGAAGCCUAAGGAAAAAAUUACUUGCCGCCUCUAGAAAGAAAAACUGCGGCGACGUCGCGUUUUGGAUUAGGCCUAUAACGAACCACAUGUGGUGGGCGGCGCAAACGUGUCGACAAAACGCGGAUCUUCUCGUCGAAAAGUGGAAAUCGGUUCUGUUUCAUAUAUCGAACGAACAUGCGUUCCCUUCGUUUGUACAUUAUAAAAAAUGCCAGCACCGGCGGAUAAUGGCGGCCCAAAGGAGGAGUUAUAGAUGGAUAGGCCCCGCCCACCCUGCUCACUCCGCCUUACGGAAAAUCAUAAUGGAUCCGUUAUUGUUACGCGACCUACGCAAAGUAGGGAAGUUCUGCCAUACGGGCGAACUAGAAAACUUCCGCGGCAAACUCAUAAAGUACAGACCUAAGUGCCUGUCCUUCAAUAGGGACUCGGCGAUUGCCAGGACCUGUCUCGGCGUUUUAGCGCAUAAUAGGAACGUUCACCGACAGGAAGUUGUAAAAAAAAUGGCGAGUCUCGCCAAGCCAAUUUACGACGCUGUCGUCGACGAUCAUCUUUUUGAUAUUCUGUCGGACUCGAUUGACAUUCUGACAGGGAAACUGACUCACCGGUGGCCGUCGGAGACCAAAUCCGUGCCCAAAAAUAUAGCGACAUCCGAUAGGCCAAUCAAAAGCGAGGUCAUAGCCAAUCAUGUUUUUCAGUUCUCGCAUUCCUAGAAUGCAGUAGAACUAAUACUGACAGUGAGCGAUUAAAGGGGCGGUUUAUAUUUAAUGUAACUUUUCAUACGAUGUGGACGUUGAUAUUCUGAGACAAUUUGCAGUUGGUCUUCAUUUUUUGUUCCAUUAUUUAACUUUGUUCAGCAGCUUUCCAUUGUUAUAUUGGCAGGUGUCUGGUUGCUAGGGUCUUAUUUACCCUAGCAAUCAGACUGGUUUAAACGAGAGACGGGAAUAUGAAUAGGGGAGGGAAUAAAAAGUAACAAUAAAACUGGAGCCUCACAGAGCAAUAGGGUUUGGCUGCCGGGGUCACUGACCCCCAAAAGAAAAAGGCUGAACCCCCAAACCCACCCCGAUUGAUCCUGCCGAAUCCCGAACCGAAUCCUAAUUAGCAUUGCGAUGGGAAAAAUGUUUCCCCCUACCGGGACCGUGGAUUUGGCCGAAACCGAAUCCUUCAAAAAAAGCCGAGCCCAAUCCAGGACUCGGUGCAUCCCUACUAUAAAAAAAA
Messenger RNA from Xenopus tropicalis (tropical clawed frog), 2938 nucleotides. RefSeq lists its product as uncharacterized. The record is from RefSeq and is a predicted model, not a curated record. NCBI's taxonomy places the organism in Eukaryota, Metazoa, Chordata, Amphibia, Anura, Pipidae. The transcript has 2 exons. Gene Ontology annotation, molecular function: DNA binding. Bases 181 to 2433 code for a protein of 750 amino acids.